This is a messenger RNA of Spizellomyces punctatus DAOM BR117, 1547 nucleotides long. RefSeq lists its product as uncharacterized. Gene Ontology annotation, molecular function: glycerophosphodiester phosphodiesterase activity. The transcript has 2 exons. The record is from RefSeq and is a predicted model, not a curated record. Gene Ontology annotation, biological process: lipid metabolic process. NCBI's taxonomy places the organism in Eukaryota, Fungi, Chytridiomycota, Chytridiomycetes, Spizellomycetales, Spizellomycetaceae. Bases 107 to 1450 code for a protein of 447 amino acids.
CUCGACAAAAAAAAGUGGAGUUUUUAAAUAGUAAGUAGAGCUAUAAAAAGGGGAGGAACGGCGAGGAUGAAGAGCUGUCGUCGCAUUGGCAAGCGGCAUCGGAAACAUGAAAUCUCAGGUGUUGGCAGCAGCAGCGUAUGCUUGGAUCGCCUCAUCACAGAUCCUUGCCAGUCCCAUUAGUCUUUCCCUUAAAAAAUGGCAUACGAUCGAUGGCAAACCGACGCAGAUCAUCGGUCAUCGCGGGGAGAGGGCCUUUUCGCUCCCUGAGCAUACUCUUCCUGCAUACCAUAUGGGUAUCUGGGAGCAUGCGGAUUUUGUCGAGCCGGAUCUGGUUUUGACAAAGGACGGACAUUUUGUGAUUUAUCACGAUCUUUCCAUUAAAUCAAGUACCGAUGUCGCUGCACAUCCAGAAUUCGCUCACCUCAUAAAAAACGUCACCAUUCCAGACAUUGACGGAAGUGGUGGCAACUUAACUCUCACCAAUGACUGGUUGAUCCACGAUCUUACCUUGGCUGAAAUUAAAACACUCCGUCUCAACGUCGUUGGGGGAGGCCCGGACAAUCGGAACAUGCGGAAACCUGCCUUCUUUGACGGCAUGUUUACGAUCCCCACGUUUGAAGAGUACCUCGACUUGGUCCAUGCAGAUUCUGCCAAACUUGGACGUGAAAUCGGUAUUAUACCCGAGAUCAAGCAUCCUGCCUGGCACAAUGAGCACUACAAGAACCAGAACCCUCAUUUUAUGGAAGAUAAGCUGUUGGCUAUCCUCGACAAGUACGGAUACCCAUCAAACGGAAAGACGCGUGGUCCCGUCAUGAUCCAGUCCUUUGAGGCAGGAGCCGCCAAAUACAUUGGCACAAAGUCCAAGCUUCCCGUCGUUCAGCUUAUUUAUGGCAAUGUGGAUCUGCUUACUCCAAAGGGUCUGGACGACGUGGCAAAAUACGCCGCCGCAAUCGGGCCAUGGAAGGAGCUUUACACUGUCGGAGCGGAGAAUAUGUACAAGUACGAAGUGCUUGCACCUAUUCCCGCUGACGUUCAGACUCGGAUUAAAGCCAAUGGAGGACUGAUUGCACCCCAAAAUUUGAGUAAGGAGAUCAAAAAGCGAGGAUUGAAGCAAACUCCGUACACGUUCUACAGCAGCUAUGAAAAGGCCCUGUUGAACUGUGAUCGAGUCCAAGGAUGCCCACCGACACAGGACCGGCGCGUAGAAUUGUUUUACUUUAUGCGACUGGGCAUGGAUGGGCUCUUUGUGGAGAAUGUAGCAGAAGCAGUUGCCAUUCGGCAACAGUAUGCUGAUCUGAUUGAUCCCUUCAAGACCGGGACAACAUCUAUUGUAAAUUUUAAGCAGAACAGUACGUUUGCGCGGAGAGACGGAGCGGAAUGGAUGGACAUUCUGCGACAAGAGUUAGUGCGGACCUAUCCCGACCGGCUUGCCGCAGGAGGUCGUCGUUAAUGGGUUUAGAAAAACAGACGUUGGCGAGUCAUAAUAGUUUGCAGAUGUAAAAUUUAGGCCCCAUAUUAUCAUAAUACAUUCAUUUGAUUAUUCUGGU